Molecule: messenger RNA, 489 nt
Organism: Peronospora belbahrii
Lineage: Eukaryota; Oomycota; Peronosporomycetes; Peronosporales; Peronosporaceae
Source: the annotation of a GenBank genome assembly
AUGGCAGAAGAAGCACAGAACGAAGAAAUGUGUAAAAAUUGCUGGAAAUGGUCGGAAAUGUCUGGAAAAAACCAUCGGACCGUGACAAUAUUGUGUCCUAUUAUGAAUUGCUCACAAGGACGCUUUGUUGCGAAAACAGGGGCUACAUGUUUUAAAAAUGGCUUUUUCACAUUGUGCAUUGGUGUCGAAGCCGCAAAAGUUACAUUUCUUCUGGCGUGGAUUAAAGCUCCCACUGCCAUUGGCAAAUCGUCUAGCCCUUUGACAGCUCUGACAUCUGCACUUCAAGCAUACUUAAAUUGUGAAGCGAAAGGAAACUCCAGAAGGAGCUUUGCUCAGUCCCCCUCAACUGUCGAGGCUGCUGCUUUUACAGCUGAAGCCACGCCAUUCGAAUGCUCAACCUACCGACAAACAUCUUGGACAUCAGAGCAAUGUGAAAGUCGUUAUCCGUACCCCACUGAGUGCAUUGCUGCCCACAAGUCUAGAUUUUGA